Molecule: messenger RNA, 7388 nt
Organism: Anopheles gambiae (African malaria mosquito)
Lineage: Eukaryota; Metazoa; Arthropoda; Insecta; Diptera; Culicidae
Product: locomotion-related protein Hikaru genki
Exons: 12
Coding region: 1667-4417 (916 amino acids)
Biological process (GO): response to cytokine; heterophilic cell-cell adhesion; leukocyte tethering or rolling
Cellular component (GO): external side of plasma membrane
Molecular function (GO): oligosaccharide binding; sialic acid binding
Source: RefSeq, a predicted model, not a curated record
ACCGUACGCCAGCCAUCGGAGUCCUCGGAUUUCAGUCCUCGGCUGACUGUCAACCGUGCUGGACGCUUUGCUUCUUCGUUCGCGGGUGAUAACGGCACUCUUCAGAAGGGACAGCUUUCUUCAGCCUCUUCAAGGCGGUGGACAGAGUUGGUGGACGGCAACAAAAAGGGAAGAUUCGUAAUUUGGCAAGAUUCCUUUAAGUGUGUGUGCGGCACAGGCACAGGACUUGCGGCCCAGCCUUCCGCGACACCAGUGAGGGCUGAUCAGUGUUGCUGCGUUGGUGGCGUUGUCUUCUGUGCAUGUGCGGUGUAUUUUCAUUGCAGUGAAGUGAAAAUUUGGUUCGCGUGGCACACUGGCCACUGAAGUGUGACGAGCUAAGUCGAUAAAUUAGUGUCAAAUCAAUCAGUGGAGAAAGCGGGAAACACACCCGCGCGGAACGCCGCCCGCAAGUGCUCGAUCAAAAACUCGCAACGGCACUUUGCUUAGUAGGCUGGAGGGUUGUUUUUUUUGCCCCCUUUUCUUUUCGUUUUGUAAAAACCGGAGUUGAUGGAUUUUGUUGAAGGCUUGUUGUGACACUCGCAGCGAGACGCAGCGAGCAAAACCAGGUCGUCGUAGAAGGCGGUGUAGGUUUUGCUCGACUAAAAAUUUCACCCCGCGCGGACACAAACGAGCGAGGAGCAAACUGGACGGUGUUGUCGUCGUGGCUGGGUAGUGCAAAGUGAAGUAGGUAGUGGUUGUUGGCGUCGUCGUCGUCGUCGGGUGGACUUGCUCAACUUUGAAGGGCGUUCUUCAUUGUUAUUCAUCGUCUUCUUCAUCGUACAGCAGCGCGCACCACCACUACCUAAAGGAGCGCGAAAGGAAUCCCAGCUCCAGGCCAACGGCCAUCGCAAGUACGUCAGCCGUUGUUUGCGAGCCAAACGAAACCAUAAGUGAAGUGGUUCCUGGGUGUCUGGCCGAACCGUACUCGCUCUCUGUGUCGCUCGCGGACUCGGACAAGAGGACCGCUUCGCUGGGUGCAGCACCCAACUCUUUCACUCCCCCAAACUCGGAGCAGCUGGGAAAUCGAAACGAAAAACUACAACUCCCGUAUAUUCGGAUGUGAGCGGUGUGUGCAGUGCGCCUUUCUGACCACGGAUGAUCGUGUGUGUCCUGUCGUGACCGAGCGGCCGAAGGAGUGAGAGAGCAAGUGUUCCUGUGUGUGCAUGUGUGUGUACAGCUUGUGUGUGUGAAAGUAGAGAAAGUUUACCGAGCGCAAACACACCGCAGCCCGUGUAGGGAAUCGUUCGAAUUUUAGAUCAACAUAUUGGCUGCCAGGUGAUCAAGGAAGCCCGAGCCACGGAGGGAGGAGCGCUUUGCCGUGGAACGGGAUGGAUUAGUGCAAACGGUUUCGUACGAAGUGGAUUGGUUUUUGCGAUUCGAUUGGAUUCGGAAUUGAAUUUCGAGACUCAGGAAGAUAGCAAAAAAAAAAAGAAGCAAAGCGGGCGGUGUGUACAACCGGAAGCUACCAUCACCACACCGCACACGGUCGGUGAAAAGUGUGACAAAAAUCAACCAAAGCAUCACAACCGGGUGUGUGUGUGUCUAAGGGGAACUGCAUACUGCUUUUCCGUUCCAGCGCGAGCGGGUGGGUGGUUGGCCACGGUGCAGGUUUAACAUACCGGAAUCGAUGUCAACAUCCGCCGUGCCGCCGGCGGGGCCAGUGAUGAUGGGUGGCGGCGCCAGUGACCGGAAGCGUCCGGCAGCUGCACCGAUGCACGCCGGGCUGAAAAUAUGUAAAAUUGAAAUCGGAAAAUGUUUGCUUUUCGUCACGCUGCUAACGAGUGUUUGCUUUCAAGGCGCCCGCGCCGAUGAGGGCGAUGCUGGGGCGACCCCGGCCGAUCCGCAUCCGCCGCCAACGAACGAACCCGAAACAUCGACCGGUUGCCCACCGCCGGAUUUGAAGAUUUCCCGACCCCGCAAACAGUACGCUACCACCGAGCCCCCGUUCGUCACGUUCGAGACGACGCAGAUCUAUCUGCCGCAAGAUUUCACCACCGCCGACUUUGAGCUGGUCGAGGCGGGCAAGUCGGGUACGAACGCACUGCGCAGCCAUGCCGAGACCGGUGGCCAGAGUGGGUCCUCCUCCUCCUCCCUGCACGGCGGCGGCGGCUCGCACGACACGUCCUUCUGGUGGGAGCUGGGCAUCCAAAAUGCGGAGGUGCGCGAAUCCUUAGCGGCCGCCUCGUUUCCUGCCCGUUCCAAGCGCGCGACGGUGCCGAGUCAGCGGCAGCGGCAGCACAACCACCACCAUCACCACCGUCGGCGCCGUCGGUCAUCGUCGGGACCGCACGACCACCUGCUCAACCUGGAGGAGCUGUCGCCGGCCAUCGUGAUCAAUAACAUCUUCAACGAGAACGACAGCGACCACAGCGUGUACGAUAAUCUGUUCCUCAACAGCGGAGCGCCGGACGCGGACGAGGUGGACGAGCGGGAGGCCGACAACGGACCGGACGCGGGGCAGUAUCUGGACAAGAACGAGAUCGAGGGCGAAGAGAUCAUCGUCGAGAUGGGCGACAAUGGGAGCAUCAUCCGCCGGCGGGUGAAGCGCAAAUCGGGCAAGACGACGGGCGCGCUGAGCCGUGCCAAGGCGGGCAGCGGUGGUGACGGUGGCAGCAAGAGCAUCGCCCGACAUCAUAAGCAGGAUCAAACGAGUGCGGACGGCCUGGAAGCGGUCGAGCUUGCCGAGGACGGUACUGCCGGAGGUGGCGGUGACCAGCAUCAGCCGGGCGGGGGUGGCCGGGGCCAGGUCCGGGUGAAGCGCAAGUCGGGCAAAGCGACCGGUGCGCUCAGCCGGCCGAAGGGGGCCAGUGACAGUGGCAGUAAGAGUAUUAGUCGCAAUGCCAACAAAGGGCAGUACGAUGAGGAUGGCAGCUACGUGCCGCCGCUACCCGACUCGGCCGAAAACCCUGACCGGGAGGACAAGGAAAGCGAGGAGGUCGACGAAAGCCCGGAGCUGCACCAGUUCCGGGAGGUGUCGGAGGUGCGCUUCCCGGGCGAGGUCGGACCGCUCGGCGGGCACCGGCUGUGCAAGAUCCAGUGCAUCCGGGGCCACUGGGUCGGGCCGCUCUGCGCGAUGAACGAGCACGAGCAGGACGAGCACGGCCAGCUCAAGUUCGAGCCGCUGUACAAGCGGUGCGUCGUCGAUCACAUCCCGCCCCAUCUGCUGCUGAGCUACAAGAACGUGUCGGUGACACUCGGCUGGGAUCUGCCCCACGGACACACGCUCCAGGCACGGUGCCGUGAUCUGGGCCUGUACAAGCUGCUCGGCGAGUCGAAGGUCCUCUGCUCCAACGGGCUGUGGGCACCGAAGAUGCCGUCCUGCGUACCGACGACGCUGCUAACUAAUUACUCUGACGACAGUCCACCAUCGAUCCGCAUCAAGGUGGGCGUUGGGUCGGCCGCGUACGAACCGUCGGGCGUGCUGGCCGUGCUGCCGACCAGCACCAUCCAUCUCGACUGCAUGUAUCCGCGCCGCCGCGGCUCACCGGAAUGGACCUGGACCGGUUGGUUCCGGCAGUAUCUCACCGGCUGGUCAGCGGUACCGGAGGAGAAGGCAUCUCGCUAUCGGCUCACGAUUAAGGACAUACAGAAUCAGGACUCGGGCACGUACACGUGCGCCUCCCCCCGUGGGCUAACGAACAGUAUCGUCAUCGUUGUGGCCGUGUCCCAGUGUGCCGCACUGACGGAGCCGAACCCACCGCUGUCGCUGCGGCUCGAGGGCAUCAAACUGGGUCAGCGGGCGCUGUACCGGUGUCCCCUGGGUUACAUGCUGCAGGGUACGGCCAACGCGACCUGUCUCGCUUCCGGAAACUGGUCAUCACCGACGCCCACCUGUCAUCCGAUCCAGUGUCCCCCGCUGUUCCUGGAGGAUCCCCACCUCAGCCUGGUCGAGCUGAACACGUCCGCCUGGGGCCGGGCAGUGUUCCGCUGUGCCUGGGGCUACCGGCUAAGCGGCCCGCCCGGGCUGGAAUGUGAACCGAACGGACACUGGAGUGGACCGAUACCGCGCUGCCGUGCCAUUCAAUGUCCACAGCCACUGGUUCCAAUAAACGGCAGAAUCGACGGCACCAGUGGCCUGACGACGUUCGGUCAGCGACGCUAUGCGGUCGGGGCACUGGUAACGUUCAGCUGCACCGAGGGUCAUCUUCUCGUCGGCGAGGCGUCAAUUGUCUGCACCGAAACCGGAUUCUGGUCACACCCGCCCCCGUUCUGUAACGCAGUGCCCGUAUCCCGGCGAUCCACCGAAUGGUCUGAUUGCACCGCUGAAGUUCCACUACGAUCCGGGAGACUACCUGACCGUCCAGUGCCGGCCGGGCUUCGUCGAGCACGGUGCGAACGGUGGCCCCCCGGAACGUCCCCGCUGUACGCCGGAGGGUGAUUGGUCCGGGCCGGUGCCGCAGUGUCGAAGCUACGAAGAGAUUUAAGCGUUAGUGCAGGAAGCAAGCAAGGAAAAUCACCGGAAUUUCUCGUUCGAUAAACAUCUCGCAGGCAGCCCCGACAUUACCCCUUAUCGAGAGAUCGCUAACGACAUGUGUGCGUGUGUGUGUGCGUGUGUGAGAGUGAUAGCAAGGAUAAGGGAUGAUGUGUGAUUUCAAUAGAAAUUAAAAAGAGAAAAACUUCCCAAUAAUUACAGGCGCACAAGAGGACCUCCCCCUUCCCCCCCCCCCCUCCGUUCCAAACAAAAAAGAAGACACACACACACACUGAAGAAGUGUCGAUUUAAAAGUCCUUGUGAUAAAAAGAAAUUACUUUUCUUUCCCACGGCAAUGGAAUAUAGGGGAUGGAACGACCAUGCAUUAUUGCCAAUCGGGUCAAAUCGGUGGCAUCGCCGGAAGAAAUUAAACAAAAAAAAGAAACCAAACCAAGGAGGCCACUACUCCACAUUGAAGUUCGCCUUCACCUUAACGAGUAAAAAGAAGAAUAAAAAAAAAAACAUUGAAAAAACCAAUAAUUAAAGAAAAAAACACACACUCAUGCAAAAAUCUACUUAUACAUAUUUAUAAAAGUACAAGUUUAACAUACACGACGAACAACAAGGAGGAGGUGUUGCGGCAGUUGCGCACCGGUCCCUUGCCGGGACAUAGGGGUACCAGCGUACAGGUUGCGGAAAAUGGGGCGGGUGGCCGGCCGAGCAUUCCAUUAGUAUCUUGAUGAAUAGUGCCACACACUGCUAUUCAACAGCAACGCAACAACAUAUGAAGGGCAUCUCCCCCUGUUCGUAACUGUUAAAGAAUCGAGUGAACCUGAAAAAACAGGUGAAGCCUCAACAGGCAGAAUGUACGACUACUCAUUAAGGCUAAAACAGUCUCAAAAACAGGCAGGGCAAAAAGGGGGCAAAUGGGUUGAGCGUGUAGGUGGACUGAACUGAGCGUAUGUUUUUUUGUUGUUGUUGCAGAAUGAAGCAAACAACCCAUAUGAGAGGAUAAAAGGGCAAAAAAAUUGCUGUACACAAACACAACCACAAACACUAGCAUUGCUCCUUUUUAGAAUACCCUCCAACACUUACCCCUUUUAGUCGGUUUUAAGACGAGAAUGGUACAGUUUAUUACAUCAACCUGCAUACUUAUAUAGUCAGAUGCAUAUUUUAAAUUAAAAAAAUGAAGAAAGAGAGAAACAAGGGGGAGAAACAGCACAUCUACGAUGAAAAAGAUGAUUAAAGUGAGGUAUAACGAAGUGCGUGCAAAAAACAUUGCAUACAUCGAGGCGCAUAAAACAAAGUGUGACGAUUGCCUACAUUCAGGAGCAAAAGAAGCACGAAAGCACAAAAUGAAGCCAUUGCUCUCGGUACAUUUGUUUGGCGUCUUCCGCCCCGUAACUAUCACCAUUUCAACUAAUCAAACAGCAAACAAACUGGAAAAUCACUCCUCACCCGCCCCUUGCUUGCGUUUAUUACACUUACCACGCGUACGCUACACAAAAAAACCAUAUCAGCAUAACGGACGAUAUCAGACUAUUAAAACGAAUAUACGAAACCACAACUUGCAAGCAAGCAAUGUAUAAACGGGCUUCAACAUAAUUGUGUUUUUGUUUGUGUGUGUGAGUGCCGGGAGGCUACCCGAUCUUAAAUUAGUGUAAUAUAAAGAAAGCGCAACAGCCUCUUCACAAUGCUAUACAUAUUUUAUCUUUACCCAAAAGAACAUACGAGCAGAAACAAAAACUAAAACCAUAUCUCUCUUUAACAAAUACACGCGCACACACUCGAAAGCUACUAACAACACACCCCCUAUGCUGAUUGGCACGGUCGUCACCAUCGGCUGUAUGUAUGAACCUUGAGCAGAACCCAGAAUCAAAAUGUCUACACACAAACUAGAAGAAAAAAAAACCCAGUAAACCCCGAUGCGAUUAGUUUAAAGCAAAAAGGAUACAUAUUUACAAGCAAAGCAAAAGCGAACAGUGCAGCAGAAGAAAUACAUCAUCGAGGAGUAGGAACGGAAUUAGUACACGCGAAAAUAGAAGCCUAAAACCUCUAGGAAAAGAGAAAAAAAGGAAGUCAUCGGGAAGUGUGUGUGCAACACAACCGGCAACGGGAUUAUAUCAGCAACCUUCCUAGUACGACACGUUACACUUCGGAAGCGCCUUUCAUACGCACUCAUUAAGCUUUCCAAACCGUAAAGUGAGUGGUGGUGUUAAAAUCAGAAAAGGCAGGAACCUCAUUAGUGUGAGAGUGCAGUGUGGUGUUGUUGGUUUGAGGAUUUCAGUUCCUUUGAAACGCAUCCAACCGUUGCUGUUGUGCAGUGCGUUAAGCUCUUGCGUCCCGUUGCCCUGGUAACGCACGUGGUUUUGAAGCGCAUUUGAUCGAAUGCGCGUGCAGUGUGGUGUUUUUAAUUGGCCUCACGAUGAUUACAGUGCUGGUGGGUGCGAAUGCAUGGCAAGGCAUUACAUUACUUACGUUUGUUGUCAACUUGAUAUUGAAUCACUUAAAUUAAGCUUAAAUCAAGCACCCUCCAACACACACACACACACACACACUCACGCAAAAAUACACAAACGAAGAACAGAAUGAACGAAGUAACAUGUACGAUCAUCGAUAAUGCAUUGGGCUGUAUCAUAGGGAGGUAUCAGUGAGAGCGAGAGAGAGAGAGAGAGAGAGAGAGAGAGAGCGAGAGAGAGAAAGAGAGAAAGAGAGAGAUAAAAAGAGAAAGAGAGAGCGAGAGAGAGAGAGAGAGAGAGAGAGAGAGAGAGAAAACGAAACAAAAGACAGCAGCAGCAGCUGCAGCAACACAAAAUAAAAACAAACAUUUAUGUAAAACACAACAAACCACAACCUUGCAAUUUGUUGUCGUUUUGUAAGUAAUACAAUUUAAAGUGUGAAUAAAACAUACAAAAAAAAAAGAUCAUAUGGAAACUUA